This is a messenger RNA of Cuscuta campestris, 832 nucleotides long. Lineage: Eukaryota; Viridiplantae; Streptophyta; Magnoliopsida; Solanales; Convolvulaceae. The record is from the annotation of a GenBank genome assembly.
GAGCUUUUGCACACAUGGUUAAUGUAGUCUCUCGGCUCACUCAGCGGUUAGGGACAUUGAAAGGAGUUCUUGAUGAAUUGGUGAGUGUGGGUUCUGUGAUAAAGCCACAGGUUUUAUUGCUCUUGUUGAGAAUUUACUGGCUCGGAGGAAUGCACGAUUUGGUUAUUGAGGCUUUUGGGGAGAUUCUCAGGUAUGGCUACACACCAAAUACUUUUGCUAGGAACAUAUUAAUUGAUGUGUUAUUCAAGAUCGGGUGUGGGAGUGUAGCACUUCAAGUUUUGAAGGAGACGUUGUACCCAAAUUUCUUAACCUUCAGCAUUGUUGUGUGUAAUCUAUGCACACUCAAAGAUUUGGUUAAUCUCCAAUCUGUACUUAGGAGCAUGUUGAGGAAAGGAUAUUAUCUUAACCCAGAGACAUUUUCAUCCGUAUUGAACUGUUAUUGCAAGUCAGGUCAAUUAUCAAAGGCUACACAAUUAUUAAGCCUUAUGAUUGUCUUGGGAGUUCCUUCCUCUGUCACUGUUUGGAGCAUUUUGAUUGAUGGAUAUUCUAAAUCCGGCAAACUUGAUUUUGCCGGUCAAUUGCUUGCUAAGAUGGUCUCUAGUGGACAUAAGCCUACUGUGGUAACAUGCACAACUUUAGUAAAGGGAUAUUUGGAAUCUCAUAGGCCUAGCCAUGCAUUCAAGAUCCUAGACACCAUGAAACAUAAAGGAUGCUACCCUGAUCUGGUCAUGUGCAACAUGCUAAUAGAUUGUCUCUCAAAAAUGGGGAGCUAUGAUGAUGCAAUUAUCAUUUUCUGUAGUUUAGGUGAACGUGGACUGACCCCUGAUUCUUA